This is a messenger RNA of Podarcis muralis (Common wall lizard), 3282 nucleotides long. RefSeq names its product melanin-concentrating hormone receptor 1-like. Gene Ontology annotation, cellular component: neuron projection; plasma membrane. Gene Ontology annotation, biological process: neuropeptide signaling pathway. Lineage: Eukaryota; Metazoa; Chordata; Lepidosauria; Squamata; Lacertidae. The record is from RefSeq and is a predicted model, not a curated record. Gene Ontology annotation, molecular function: neuropeptide binding; melanin-concentrating hormone receptor activity.
CACGCACACACGUGCGCCCGCCUCCUAAACGCAGGCUCCGGCUUGACUUCUUAAAACGCAAGCUCCGCUCCGAUCGGCAGGCGCGCAGACCGUCUCCGGCUCUGCAAGCAUCCAGACAAGUCGCCCGCAGAUUCCUCUGCGAUCGGAAGAUCGGCUCGUCGAUUUCCACCCCCCCCAACUUCUCCCAAGUUACUUCGCCCCCCAAAAGCGAGCUCGCUCUGCAGAAGGAAGUGGCCAGGCGCCCAGGUGGCUCCGCUGAGCCGUGGCUCAAAGUGGUCAGAGGGCGAUGUUGGAGGCUUGAAAAAACACCAGCAAACACCAGCAAAGCCCAUCAAGGAAGCGGGCAGGUGUUGGGUUGUCCUCUUGGGGGAAGAAAUGGCCGUAGAGAACUGCUCCGGAGCCUCCUUCCCUAUGAAUUCUUCUGACUUCCCCGCCAGGAACAGAUCAAUGGUGGAAAGGCCGACUCCCUACACCAAUGUGAUCAUGCCGAGUUUGUUCGGCAUCAUUUGCUUCCUCGGCAUCGUCGGGAACCUCAUUGUGAUCUACACCAUUAUCAAGAAGAAGAAGCUGAGGUGCAAACAGACAGUGCCCGACAUCUUCAUCUUCAACCUCUCCAUUGUGGACCUGCUUUUCCUGCUGGGCAUGCCUUUCCUCAUCCACCAACUCCUUGGCAACGGGGCCUGGUAUUUUGGAGCUCCUUUAUGCACCAUCAUCACUGCUCUGGACACCAACAGCCAGAUCACCAGCACCAAUAUCCUGACAGUCAUGACCUUGGACCGUUACCUGGCCACCGUCUAUCCUCUGAAGUCCACUUACGUCCGGACGCCAUGUGUGGCAGCCUUAGUGAUUGGCCUGGUGUGGCUCCUCUCUCUCCUGACUAUCAUCCCAGUGUGGAUGUACGCGGGGCUGAUGCCUUUGGAGGAUGGGAGUGCCCGCUGUGCCCUUUUGCUUCCCAACCCGGAGACUGAUAUUUACUGGUUCACCAUCUACCAGUUCAUGCUGGCUUUUGCCAUCCCACUGUUCAUCAUCUGCGUGGUCUACUUUAAGAUCCUCCAGCAUAUGGCUACCACUGUGGUGCCCUUGCCCCAGAGGAGCCUCCGGGUACGUACCAAGAAGGUCACCCGAAUGGCAGUUGCCAUCUGCUCUGCCUUCUUCAUUUGCUGGGCGCCCUUCUACAUCCUUCAGCUGGUGCAUCUCGGCAUAGACACCCCUUCCGUGGCCUUCUUCUAUGCCUACAACUUUGCCAUCAGCUUGGGCUAUGCCAACAGUUGCCUCAAUCCCUUCCUCUACAUUGCCCUGAGCGAGACCUUCAAGCGCCAAUUCAUGGUGGCCAUUCGUCCGGCCAAGGAGCAGUUCCGGGUCAACAACAACAACAACAGCACAACAGAAGCCAGCGUGUGCCUGAAGCUUGCCCCAGAAUCCACCCAGCAGACUCAGUUUCUGGAGGACUUUUCUCCGCACUCCUUGCCUGUGACGGUUGCCGUUCACUGAGGACUCCGUUAGUCCUGCAGCUACGAGACUACGAAAAGCUUUUCCUUCACAAUGCUGCAAGGGAUGGUGGGCAGGUGGACUGAUUGGGGCCGGUACUGUCAUUAGGCAAGCUGAGGAGGUGAUGGAGGCUUUCCGUGUAGGUGACUUUCCUCUGAUACUUGGUGAGAGAUUGCCAGUAACUGCAAAGAAUGCAAAAGCAACCACCCCAGUUUGCAAGAAACCUAGGGAUGAAUCAGAAGAAGGCAUGAUGAUGAAGCCAAAAUGAUCAGUUGAACAGCAAAUGGACAAGGGCAUGCAAAUAGUAUGAAAGCACAACAACUUCCUGCCUUCAAUGGAGCUGAGUAACUUCUGUCUAACGCAGGAUAACCAGCAUAAAAAAAUACACUGGCCAUAACCAAUUAUUAAGCAAAGAGUAAAGCAAGUGGAGAUUCAUUUUCUGUGUCCAUGGCAGUAUGAACCACAAACAAAUAAUGUCCCAUCUCCUGCAUUGUAACACCUCAUACAAUGCCUAUUGUCUGGAGAAGUGCCAAGAAAGACUUGGGUGAACAUAAGGAAGGAUCACAGCUUGCCCAAGGAUGGAGUAAGGAAAGGCAUUAAGGGCCUGUCAGUAAUUCCUGGUGUCACUCACUGAAGCAGGCGAAUGGCAGUAGGCUUCAACUUCAGAGUCUUCUUAGGAGUCAUUCAGUCAUGUGACCACUGGAGGCUGCUCCUGAAUCUCAACAGUGGUGGGGAUGCAGUUAUGGGGAAAUCUCAGCCUCUUGGUUUCUCCCUUUGACACAGCUGCUGCAGAGCUUCUGACCACAAAAAGUGGAGCAAUCCUGCUCUUUGCUGCAUAUACUAAUAAAGGAGUGUUGCCACUUCUGUGUAGAAGGGAUGAAUAACUUGCCAGGAUUAGGGCUGUUGUACCUUGAACAGUCAAAAGAUACAAGACCCCAAAUGCUUCAACAGAUGCCAUUUGUUUUGUCACAGUCCUGAACGACUUUGAAGAAUUGUUCCUGGCAAAAUUCCCUCAUUGUCUUUGUAACUAUUAUGCUGUCGCUACAUCGUCCCAACCCAAACCAUCACCUAUGGUUCUGUGAUGAGUAGAAAGACGAUGAAACUCAGCUAAGCUCGUUUUCUUUCCUUUGCAAAGGUUUAACAGCUUCUUGAAGUCAAAUGGGGUCUACUGAAUAAAAAUAACAACAAAUCCUCAGCAUUUGGUGUGCAUAAAAGUGCUUACAGAGAAAGGGGUCUUUUGGGGAGGUGGACUCAUAAAGAAUGAUUGCAUGCAUCUGACCAACAUUGCCAGUUUUUCAACCAGCAUCUGGAGCUGUGUGUUUUGAAAGAGCUUGAGAUUGUUCAGAAAUUGGCAGGUGAAGUUUUUCACAGUGUGGAGGAGCUCAUUUUAUAAGGUGCUAGUGGCUGCAGGUCAAGUAGCCAGUACAGAAACAGCAGCCGGUUGGGAAAAGUGGCAUUCCAAUGCUCCCCAUCAUUCAUCAGUUUAUUCCCUUUCAAUUAAAUCGUGCAGUCAGCAGUGAAGAAAAAGCUACUGCUUGCUAGCAACUUCAAAGAGGGUUUUGGGAACUAUUUAAUUGCCUUUUCUCGACUUUUCUCAAACCUCAGGUGGCUAAAUGCAGCUCUGAUAAGUCGCAUCACACUGAACCAGACAGUUUAUCGUUAAGGCUCAAUCCAGGACUCAUUAGCAGCUCUGGCAAAGCUUGUAUGGAGCCAGUGUGGUGUAGUGGUUAAGAGCGGUAGUCUUGUACUCUGGGGAACCGGGUUCGAUUCCCCGCUCCUCCACAUGCAGCUGCU